AUGAUACCUCAGUAUAUCCUCUUGCCACUGUUGGCAUCAUACAGCACAGCUGUCCAGAUUUCUGUUGCAAAAUCCGGCGGCAAUGUGACAAGUGGACUGCAGUAUGGUGCGAUGGAAGAGAGAAUCAACCACUGCGGUAAAGGAGGCCUCUACGCAGAAUCAAUCCGAAACAGAGCAUUCCAAGGUAGCGCCAAGUAUCCAUCGUCACUGGAUACGUGGUCGGCUGUAGGCGACUCAUCGCUGUCCCUUCAGAGCCUUAGCAGCCCACUUUCCUCUGCUCUUCCAACCUCGGCCAAGGUAAAAGGAAACCGCACCGUUGGUCUGAGCAACGAGGGUUUCUGGGGAAUUGAUAUACGGCCCCAGAAGUAUAGUAGAUCGUUUUACGUCAAGGGCGCGUACAAGGGAGAGUUCACGGCAUCUCUCAAGUCAGCGACUAGCGAAAAGACCCUCGCUAGCGUCAAAGCGCGCUCAAAGAGUGUUGUCGACGACUGGGUGCAGCAUAAAUUUGUUCUCAGCCCAACCAAAGCUGCUUCGGAUACAAUCAACACGUUUUCACUCACCUUCGAUGCUUCGAAAACAUCGGAUAGCUCGCUCCACUUCAACUUAAUUAGUCUAUUCCCGCCAACAUGGAAUGAUCGUCCCAACGGAAUGCGAAAGGAUUUAAUGCAAGCUUUGAAAGAUCUUGGCCCUAGCUACCAGAAAACUCUUCGGUUAGGUUUAGUCGAGUACAUGGAAUGGUGUGACGACCUUGAGAUGGAGCCAAUCCUCGGCGUGUGGGCUGGGCUCGCCGUGAAUGGCGAUGUUGUUCCUGAAGCCGACCUCGAUUCCUACAUCGGAUACCCAGAGCCGUGGAAAAUCCGAUAUGUGGAGGUUGGCAAUGAGGAUAACCUCAACAACGGACUUAGCACAUACAAAGCAUACCGGUUCUCGGCAUUCUACAACGCCAUCACGGCCAAAUACCCGGACAUCCAAGUCCUGGCCUCAACUAUUGACAUGACUAUCCCGGGCAAGGCGGGCGGUGAUUAUCAUUUGUAUGAUAUUCCAGACAACUUUAUCACCAAAUUCGACAUGUUCGAUAGCUUCUCUCCCGAGCAUCCGAUUCUGCUUGGUGAGAUCGCUGCGACCGAGUAUAACAACGGCGUUGGCGUCGACUGGAGCAGCAUUGACUUCUCUCUAUAUCCGUGGUGGAUCGGGUCUGUUGCCAAAGCUGUCUUUCUGGGUGCCGAGCGAAAUGCAGACAAGAUCAUCGGGGCGACCUAUUCCCCAACCAUGCUGUCUUUCAACGCCGACCCAGACCAGACAGUGCGCUCGACCAGUUGGCAUGUUUACAGCCUCUUCAAUCACAACCACCUCACCAAUACCCUUCCAGCAACUUCCCCUGAUGCCUUCGGUCCACUGUACUAUGUCGCUGGUCACGACAACCAAACUAGCUCGCACAUAUUCAAAACUGCCGUCUACAACAGCACAGCCGAUGUCCCUGUCUCGCUGUCUUUUGAGGGCGUCGGCCGUGGUUCAACGGCGAAGUUGACUGUGCUGACGGCGCCGGAUGCCUAUUCCAUGAAUGAGGUGGGCGGUCCCAACUUGGUUCACAGCCAGACAACCCGGAUCAAGGCUGGAAAGAAGGGUGUGCUUAGCUUCAAGCUGCCCAACCUGAGUGUUGUGGUGCUGAAGACGGAUGUUUGA
Molecule: messenger RNA, 1683 nt
Organism: Penicillium alfredii
Lineage: Eukaryota; Fungi; Ascomycota; Eurotiomycetes; Eurotiales; Aspergillaceae
Product: alpha-L-arabinofuranosidase A
Exons: 9
Coding region: 1-1683 (560 amino acids)
Biological process (GO): L-arabinose metabolic process
Molecular function (GO): alpha-L-arabinofuranosidase activity
Source: RefSeq, a predicted model, not a curated record